Peromyscus maniculatus bairdii (prairie deer mouse) is the source of this 2101-nucleotide messenger RNA. It is a transcript of the gene Phospho1, whose product is annotated as phosphoethanolamine/phosphocholine phosphatase 1. Gene Ontology annotation, biological process: bone mineralization involved in bone maturation. The record is from RefSeq and is a predicted model, not a curated record. Gene Ontology annotation, molecular function: phosphatase activity. NCBI's taxonomy places the organism in Eukaryota, Metazoa, Chordata, Mammalia, Rodentia, Cricetidae.
GCCCGCCGCGGCUCCGGCUCCGGCUCCCCGGCAUUUAAAGGGGACGCGGCGGCGGCCCCGGGGAUGGAGGGCAGGUGGAAGGGACGGAACAGAGGCACAUCAUCCACGGUCCCUCAGGACUGGAGGGACGCGUGAGCCGGAGCUCAGAAAUCCGGGGGUGGAUAAGACUGCGUCCUCCCCAAUUCCCGAACUCUGGAUGAAAGCUUGAGACCAACACAGUUUCUAGAGGUGGUGCCCAGCAUAAUAUCCUGACAAUGAGCGGGUGUCUUCCAGCUGUUGGCCUACGAUGCCUAUCUAGGGUAUGUCGUGGCCUGGCGAGGGGGGCCCCCAUUGCUUCUCCUGCUGCCUGCUUGCUUCGGACUCUGGCAGAAACCCCACCUGCUGACACGGUCUUCCCAGGGAAUUGGUCUUGGAUGUGCCAGCGAUCCUGGCUGUGGCCCGCUAACCAGGCUCUCCCCGGCCGGCUCCCGCCGCGCCACCUUUCGCUUGCCCCCUCCUCCUGCUCCUCUCCCCCCUGCUCCCAGGACGGCAGGAUGGCUGCGCCCGGCGCGCCUCGCUUCCUCCUGACCUUCGACUUCGAUGAGACCAUCGUGGACGAAAACAGCGACGACUCGAUCGUGCGCGCGGCGCCAGGCCAGCAACUACCCGAGAGCCUGCGAGCCACCUACCGCGAGGGCUACUACAAUGAGUACAUGCAACGCGUCUUCAAGUACCUGGGUGAGCAGGGCGUACGGCCCCGGGACCUGCGCGCCGUCUACGAGACCAUCCCCCUGUCGCCAGGCAUGGGCGAUUUGCUGCAGUUCGUAGCCAAGCAGGGCUCCUGCUUCGAGGUUAUUCUCAUUUCGGAUGCCAACACCUUCGGUGUGGAGAGUGCCCUGCGUGCCGCUGGCCACCACAGCUUAUUCCGCCGCAUCCUCAGCAACCCAUCCGGGCCCGACGCGCGGGGACAGCUGACGCUGCGGCCCUUCCACACGCACAGCUGCCCGCGCUGCCCCGCCAACAUGUGCAAGCACAAGGUGCUCAGCGAAUACCUCCGUGAGCGGGCCCGCGACGGCGUGCACUUCGAGCGCCUCUUCUACGUGGGCGAUGGUGCAAAUGACUUCUGCCCCAUGGGGCUGCUGGCGGGCGGGGACGUGGCCUUCCCGCGCCGCGGUUACCCCAUGCACCGCCUCAUCCAGGAGGCACAGAAGGCCGACCCCAGCUCCUUCCGCGCCCACGUGGUGCCCUGGGAAACGGCCGCAGACGUGCGCCAACAUCUGCAACAGGUGCUGAAGAUGUGUUGAACAUCACCUGCGAGGGGUACCCGGGGACAAACCGGCGGAGGGGGCGGGGCGCAGGACUGGGAAUUGGUUAAGACCACCUGGUUUCACUCCUUCCUCUUCGCUCUGCUAUGUUCCUCUGGGCAUUUCUGGAAUUUUGUCCGCUUGUGGUCUAGGAGCGGAGACUAGGAGCCGUCCCUAUCUAUGCAGUUACCACAGCUCGGCUGCCUCUUCUCCAGGAAGUGGCGAGCACCCCUUGGAAGGCAGGCAGUGUCCCUCGAACUGAGAGGAAGGGGCUCCUGGCAGCUGGGAGAAGGGAUAUCUCCCCACUACUUCAGCUGCCGCUUCGACCGCGUAACUUCCCCUACCUAGUCUUCUUUCAAUCGGACUCAGGAGCCACCACCCCGGCCCCCCGCCCCAGUCCGCAUGCCAGCGCCGGCUUCCUUGCGCAGACCCGCGAUGCUCUCGGGAGACAGCUCCAAAGCAUCCUUGAUUUUGCGCCAGCCACCGCGAUCCGCUGCUGCGCGGGGUCGCGCCUUGCUUCCCUUCCCCCGCCCACCAUGCCAGACACCCCCCAAAGGAAGAAAAAGCCAGAGGGAGCAGCCAACCUCCUGCUGGUGGGACGAGGUAGAGCCAACCAAUGACCUCGGAGAGUGUGACCAAUCUCACUCCAUCCUCAUCUACCACAGCAAGAGACCAGGGACUUCACCAAAGCCGUCCUCCGUCCCCCACCCCUCCCUCCGCCCUUAUGGAACAGAAAGCCAUGUUUUUACGUAGAGCCAGGGAAACCCAAGCCCCUCCCCCUUCUGGUAUUUCAGACCUAUAAAGGAGGUGAAGGGGGA